Arvicola amphibius (Eurasian water vole) is the source of this 2411-nucleotide messenger RNA. It is a transcript of the gene Slc39a2, whose product is annotated as solute carrier family 39 member 2. Gene Ontology annotation, molecular function: zinc ion transmembrane transporter activity. NCBI's taxonomy places the organism in Eukaryota, Metazoa, Chordata, Mammalia, Rodentia, Cricetidae. Gene Ontology annotation, cellular component: plasma membrane. The coding region runs from base 562 to 1491 and encodes 309 amino acids. Gene Ontology annotation, biological process: zinc ion transmembrane transport. The record is from RefSeq and is a predicted model, not a curated record. The transcript has 4 exons.
AGAAGAGAAGCAGCCCUGCUCAGCCCCACCCCCUCUACCUUCAAGUGGCCCCAAAUCCUCUCUGAAAGGGUUCAGUUCAAGUAUCAGCAUAGGAACCUGUGAGACUUGGGACAGGGCAGAGAGUAUGGAAGGUCAGGUUAAGUGUCCUGACGUGGCGCAGCCAGCUUGCCCCACACACACAUUAGCUGGGCCGUAAGUACCGUGGAUGGUCCCGUUUGAGGUUAGACCAACCCCAGACAUGAACUAAGGCUCCCCAGAGCUCCUGGAUUAGUCACAGCAUUGAAGAGAAAAUUUCACUGAGCUGCACCUGGCAGGGAGUCUGGAGUUUCUGGUUUGGAAGCUCAGGAAGGCGUGAGGCAGGGGAGGGGCCUCCAGAUAGUGGGAGGGCUGGUGGCUGGGGCUGAGCCCUCAGCUGCUGUGCAGCGCCCAGACAGUCCAGGAGUCCAGGACAAAGAGGAUAUCCACAGACUCCUGGGAUUCACGCAAGGCAGCACCCCACUGUGGCCGCCUCAACCGCUGCAUUUGUCAUUCUGAGGCCUCUGCUCAUCCUGCACCCCAAAGAUGGAGGUCCUGCUUGGAGUGAAAAUUGGCUGCCUGCUUGCCCUUCUGGUUCUCACCCUGGGCUGUGGCCUUGCUCCCAUCCACUUCAGAUGGUUCCAGAUGGAUGCAGCUACAGGUCGUCACUAUAGAGUUCUCAGCCUCCUGGGCUGCAUCUCUGCUGGCGUCUUUCUGGGAGCAGGGUUGAUGCAUAUGACUGCUGAAGCCCUGGAGGGAAUUGAAUCAGAAAUUCAGAAAUUCGUGGUGCAGAACAGUACAGGAAGUACAGGCAACUCUUCUCGUGACGCUGCUUCCGAUUAUGUGGAGUAUCCCUAUGGAGAGCUCGUCAUCUCGCUGGGCUUUUUCUUCGUCUUCCUUCUGGAGUCGCUGGCAUUGCAGUACUGCCAACGGGAUGCUGGAGGAUCACCGGUGCAGGAAGAGGAAUGGGGAGGGACUCAUGCCUUUGGAUUCCACAAGCACCUGCCGGUACCCUCGCCGUCGCAGGGUCCCCUCCGCGCCCUCGUCCUUCUGAUCUCUCUGUCCUUUCACUCCGUGUUCGAAGGCCUGGCCGUGGGCCUGCAGACCACAGUGGCGGCCACUGUGAAGCUCUGUGUCGCUGUAUUGGCGCACAAGGGGCUUGUGGUGUUCAGCGUAGGCCUGCGGCUGCUGAAGGUCAGCACCGGCUCUCGGUGGGCCACGUUCUGCAUACUGUCGUUAGCACUCAUGUCUCCCGUGGGCCUGGCCCUAGGGCUGACCGUGGCUGGAGCGGCCUCAGGACCAGGGCAGGGAUUAGCCCAGGCUGUAUUAGAGGGAGUAGCAGCGGGCACGUUCCUGUAUGUCACCUUCCUAGAAAUCCUGCCCCGGGAGCUGGCUUGUUCCGAGGCCCCUCUGGUCAAGUGUGGCUGUGUGGCUGCUGGUUUUGCCUUCAUGGCUCUUAUUGCCUUGUGGGCCUGAAAGAUUCCUCGCUGCUUUAUGGGCCUCUCUAGGAUGACUUCUCCUGAGGACACCACCAGAAUGACUUUGGCCCUCAGACAUCUUUUCAGUGAGGCUAAGCAUUUACUAGGCACAGACUAUCCCGGAUUUUAUAUACGGGAGAUCCUGUUCUUGAUAAAGACUUAGAAAGGAUGUUUUGUUUGAGUGCCCAUUUAGCUGGGAAAUUGGUAUCAAGACCACUACCCCAGAGUUGCCAUUCUGUGUAAUAAAAUGACCUUUUGCCCCUUCCCUCCAAUCACAUUGUAAUCCAUGUCUCUGAGAGGGAAAAAGGAGUGUGGAUGGAAUUGAGACCCGCAGUCAUUUUAGUGGUUACGGGCCAUUGUAGCCUUACCCAUGGGAGCUGAGAAACAGAACAGCAUUUAGAGGGAAAGGAUGUUUGAAAGCAGAAAACCGGCUAGAUAUUUUUCCUUCACUACCUGCCUCCCCACUCUCAGUGCCUGCCUUUCCCUGCCAGUCCCUGCUUUGACAUGGAGUCUUGUGUAGCCUCAGGGACACCAUUGCUGUCCUCUGAGCGUCUUUCUUUCUGGCUGCCACAGGCUGAGGGAUUAAAAACCUGUGUUUGCAGAGGGGGUCUGGCGCCAGAUAAAUACCAAGGGUGAUCACUCUGAGGUGAACCACCAGGUGGCUUUCCUUCUGCCUGCCUGACCAACUGCGCUAAGAUCAGAGCAGAAAGCAGUUACCUUGACCUUGAGGAGUGGGACAGCUGCCCCCCUGCCCUCGCCUAAUGGAGGGCACUCCUGAUUCACACAUUUGGUGAAGAAAUAAGGCUAAGGCAGGGAAGAUGUGCCCUGGAGCCCACUCGCCCUCACCAGUUUGCCCCUUCUUGUGACUUUGAGUGUGAUAACCCAACAGCCUUAGCAUGAACAAACUCUUGAAUCAUU